AUGGGACAACGAGAGCCGACAAAAAAGGAAGUCCUCCUGCUUGGAAGCGGGGGAGUGGGCACCAUCGGCGCCCUAAAUCUUGAAGUCGGAGGACAAGCGAGUGUAACGGCGGUGCUAAGGUCGAAUUUCAAGGCUGUUACAGACAACGGCUUCAGCAUCACAUCCUGCGAUCACGGAAACGUCACUGGAUGGAGGCCUUCUCAUAUCGUUGGCCGCGUGCCAACCACCACCGAACAACAAUUUGAUUACAUUGUCGUGACCACCAAAAACGUCCCCGAUUGCCCUCCUACUGUCACAGACUUGAUAGGCCCUGCCGUGAUCCCUGGUCGUACAGUAAUUGUACUGAUACAAAACGGGCUCAACAUUGAAACUCCAAUUUUUGAGAGAUUUCCCGACAAUAUUUGCCUGUCGGGCGUCAGCAUGAUCGGCUCCCAUGAGGUCGCCCAUGGCGUCAUCGAGCAUGAAUACCCUGAUGAACUGAUUCUAGGCGCAUUUCACAAUCCUCGCUUAGAUGAGAAAACAGAAGAAGCAGCUGCCAGGGAAUUCAUUGAGAUGUACUCUGCCGGCGGGAAGACGGCGUGUACAUUUGCCGAAAACGUACCCUACAGCCGAUGGCGCAAGCUUAUCUACAACGCAUGCUUGAACUCUACAUGCGCUGUAACCGGCUUGGACACAGGACGCAUCAGAAUGGCCAAUGACACUGUCGCGGCCUUGGUCAGACCGGCUAUGGAGGAGAUUCGAGCGGCCGCAGCCGCCGCUGGUGUGCAAUUGGAAGCAGACAUCUGCGAUACAAUGAUUAAUCUGGACCCGUUGACAAUGUAUCUGUCACCAAGUAUGCUGGUUGAUGUCCAGAAGGGCCAUUUCACUGAGGUAGAAAACCUCGUCGGAGAGCCGCUACGGACAGGCACGGCAUUGGGAGUAGCUAUGCCGACUCUGUCGGUUCUUUACAGCUUGCUUAAGGCGAUGCAGUGGCGCACAAUGGAGAAAAGAGGACUGGUCACUAUCCCGCCGAGGACGGAAAGUUAA
Molecule: messenger RNA, 1026 nt
Organism: Ilyonectria robusta
Lineage: Eukaryota; Fungi; Ascomycota; Sordariomycetes; Hypocreales; Nectriaceae
Product: putative 2-dehydropantoate 2-reductase family protein
Exons: 3
Coding region: 1-1026 (341 amino acids)
Biological process (GO): pantothenate biosynthetic process
Cellular component (GO): cytoplasm
Molecular function (GO): 2-dehydropantoate 2-reductase activity
Source: RefSeq, a predicted model, not a curated record